CGGAGGUGCGGAAGAGAUCGGGAAGGUGUUGUUCAGUCACGAGUCCAGGAUUCUCACCCCCGGAGGCAGUGCCAUCUCGCCCGGGGGCGCGGGGCCACCCGCGAGCCCAUCGCCGGGACACUAUCAUCCUCCUGCACACAGUCCGCCCCUGGUCAAGAUUGGCGCGGUCCACGCCCACCAGCCGAACAAUAACCACCACCAGCAACAGCAGCAACAGCAACAACAGCCGUCGAGUCAACCGCAGGUGCCGGGUGUUGGCGCGGGAGGGGCCGGCGGGCCGGGGGGCGGCGUGGCCAGGGCCGGAGGCAUGUUCUGCUACCACUGCCCCCCGGGCCUCCCAGCGCCGCGAUUACCGCCAUCCCUGGAGUAUCCCUUCGCCCCGACUCACCCCUAUACUAGUUACUCCGCCUAUCAUCCAGCGCUACACGGAGUUGGCGAGGAUUCCUUCGUGCGGAGGAAACAGCGUCGAAACAGGACAACUUUCACCCUUCAGCAACUGGAGGAACUCGAGUCCGCCUUUGCGCAGACUCACUACCCGGACGUCUUUACGAGGGAAGAUCUGGCCAUGAAAAUUAAUCUCACGGAAGCUAGAGUGCAGGUGUGGUUCCAAAAUCGGCGGGCGAAAUGGCGUAAGAGCGAGCGAUUGAAGGAGGAGCAACGCAAACGCGAGGGUGGAAACAGCGGUGGCGGCGGCGGCGGCGGCGGCGGCGAGUGUCGCACAACUACUACAUUUUCUGUUAAUAAUGUAUUCUUGAGCGCCACGGGGAUAGGCGCAGGCUUCAGGCCGGUGGAACCGCCAACGUCCCUCUUCUUCUCGCCUCAUCUGGCCGCCCAGUUCUCGCCACCGCUCUUCGGUAAUAAAGUCGUCAGCAGCGCGUCGACGUCGUUGACCUCGACGACGCCGUCGUUAUGGACCACCAGCGACCAGCAUCGGCCGGGCAGCCUUCAGGAAAUGUUGUCUUGGUCGCCAACCGGCUGGCCCGGUUCUCUCUGCGGCUGUUGCAAACCCGGUACCGGCGGCACCGGCACCGAUCUCCACCGAAGUAACAGCCUGGCCGAGCUCCGAAGGAAAGCUCAGGAACACUCGACCGCCUCGGCUCUCCUCGGUGGUCUCGCCGGCUUCCCCGGAGGGCUACCUCUGCCUCUUCCCCUGCCGCUGCUGCCGCCGUUGUUGGGCCUCUCCAGGCGACCGGAGCAUCAUCAUCACCAUCACCUGCCCGGCGUGGUGCAUCAGAUACAACCCACUACCAAAGAAGAUCCCUAGGAUCGCCUCCACAAAUGCCGGAAUCGUCUCGUAAACGCAAGAUGUAAAUCUCAAAGAGAUAUUCUGCGCGUAUCGGAUGGUUGCAAAG
Trachymyrmex septentrionalis is the source of this 1352-nucleotide messenger RNA. It is a transcript of the gene Drgx, whose product is annotated as dorsal root ganglia homeobox protein. NCBI's taxonomy places the organism in Eukaryota, Metazoa, Arthropoda, Insecta, Hymenoptera, Formicidae. Bases 308 to 1264 code for a protein of 318 amino acids. The record is from RefSeq and is a predicted model, not a curated record. The transcript has 6 exons. Gene Ontology annotation, molecular function: DNA-binding transcription factor activity, RNA polymerase II-specific; RNA polymerase II transcription regulatory region sequence-specific DNA binding. Gene Ontology annotation, biological process: regulation of transcription by RNA polymerase II.